GCCCCCCUUCUUUUGUUCUCAUGCCUAACUCCAAUUCCUAAGAAUCUCAUUCUCUCUAGCCUUUUUAUCAUCCUUCUAACUUACUCCAUAACUAUUAUAAAAACUUUGUUGUGUAUGUUCAUCUUUUAAAAAAAAUAAAAUAAAGGUGCAAAUAUAUUACUUUAAAACAAUGUCACUUUGUCAAUAUUCCAUUGUCUUUGCUUUGCUUUUUGUAGGAGCAUUUGGUCAUGGAGAUGAGGAACUAUUUCUCCCACUCAAAACACUUCAAAAGAUACAGCACAACCAUAAUGAGCCAACUUGUUCAUCUCAAAAGUCAAGAAGUGAAAAUGGAGCAGUAAUGCUGGAAAUGAAGCACAAAGAUUACUGCUUUAGAUCAAGAGGUGACUUGAGCAAAAGGCUUCAGAAAAGGUUGCUAGCUGAUGAUAUUCGAGUUCUUUCGAUACAAUCACAUAUCAAGAAUGUCAGUUCUAAAAAAGUUGAGGCUUUAUCACAGACCACUACUCAAAUUCCUAUCAAUUCAGGUGUCUCAAUGCAGACUCUAAAUUACAUUGUCACUGCGACGUUAGGUGGUCGAAAUAUGACAGUGAUUGUGGACACAGGAAGUGAUCUAACUUGGGUUCAAUGUCAACCUUGUAGAUUGUGUUACAAUCAACCAGAACCCCUUUUCAACCCCUCUAUUUCUCCUUCUUUUCAAUCAGUUGCAUGCAAUUCAUCAGCCUGUCAAUCUCUUGAAUCUGCAACCGGAAAUUCAGGAUUGUGCGGGACUAAUUCACAAACGUGUAGUUACCUUGUAAGUUAUGGAGAUGGAUCCUAUACUAAAGGUGAGCUUGGACAGGAUCAUUUGGUUCUUGGAAGCAGUUCAGUUGACAAUUUUGUUUUCGGAUGUGGGAGGAAUAAUAGAGGCCUGUUUGGUUUAGCUUCAGGUCUUAUGGGACUUGGAAGGAGUGAUCUUUCUUUAAUAUCUCAAAGUUCUGGUGUGUUUGGAGGUGUUUUCUCCUAUUGUUUGCCUUCAACUGAGGCAGAGUCCUCUGGUUCACUAGUAUUUGGGGGCGAUACUUCGGUUUUCAAGAACUCUACACCAAUCUCUUACACUAACAUGGUUCCAAAUCCACAGCUUUUUAGCUUCUAUUUCCUCAAUCUAACAGGGAUGACUGUUGGUGGGGUUGCUGUUCAGGAUUCAAGUUUUGGCAGAAGUGGAUUUCUCAUUGAUUCGGGCACGGUUAUCACAAGGCUCCCUCCUUCCAUUUACAAAGCUGUUAAGGCUGAGUUCUUGAAACAGUUCUCAGCCUACCCUUCAAUAUCAGGUUAUUCAAUUCUUGACACUUGCUUUGAUCUCUCUGCAUAUGAAGAGGUGAACAUUCCCACCAUAAAAAUAUAUUUUGAGGGUGGUGCUGAGAUGGAAGUUGAUGUUGCUGGGGUUUUCUAUUUUGUGAAGAGUGAUGCAUCUCAGGUCUGUUUGGCUCUGGCAAGCCUCCAAUAUGAAGAUGAGAUUGGAAUUAUUGGAAAUUUUCAGCAGAGAAACACAAGGGUCAUAUAUGAUACAAAGCAGUCACAAGUUGGAUUUGCAAAAGAAACCUGCAGUUUCAUGUAGAUGACAGAAAAAAAAAAUUUAGGCCAAUAACGACUCGUUGGCGAUGUUGUCUUUAUAUAUUUUGCUUAACAUAGAUAACUAUUUGAGCUUUAUCUAUGUAGGAAGAUACAGAUAUUAUGGGUGACAGUUAAUGCUAAGACUGUUUAAUUAAGUGUAAAAUAUCCCAUAAACUUCUCUUCAUGAUGUAACACUUCAAUCAUUUUAUAAUCUGUGAAAACAGUAUAUUGACUACAAGAUUGUUUCAUGGAACUACUA
Capsicum annuum is the source of this 1846-nucleotide messenger RNA. Its product is annotated as aspartyl protease family protein At5g10770. The coding region runs from base 170 to 1591 and encodes 473 amino acids. NCBI's taxonomy places the organism in Eukaryota, Viridiplantae, Streptophyta, Magnoliopsida, Solanales, Solanaceae. The transcript has 2 exons. The record is from RefSeq and is a predicted model, not a curated record. Gene Ontology annotation, biological process: proteolysis. Gene Ontology annotation, molecular function: aspartic-type endopeptidase activity.